Molecule: messenger RNA, 1661 nt
Organism: Hemibagrus wyckioides
Lineage: Eukaryota; Metazoa; Chordata; Actinopteri; Siluriformes; Bagridae
Gene: dnajc27
Product: DnaJ (Hsp40) homolog, subfamily C, member 27
Exons: 7
Coding region: 326-1147 (273 amino acids)
Molecular function (GO): GTPase activity; GTP binding
Source: RefSeq, a predicted model, not a curated record
GUGCGCUCCAUUAACGAGCAGGACGACGAAGACAAAGUGUUUAUGUCAACUGAGCCUUGUCACUAAGACGAUAGAAAACAAAAACAGCUCUAAAACGUUUAUUUUACAAAGUAGUGAAAUCUCGAUGAUUAAAAUGAACGAAGUGUGAAUGAAUGGAUGAAUGUCUUCAGCUAAAACCCUCUCACCGCACUGUGUGUGUUAGGAAUUUGAAGCCGGAUGCUAACUUUAGUGGUUAGUAAACAGAAGAGAGACAGCAAUUAGUGGCUUUUGUCCAGGAUCAGAUUUUUUCCCCCUAGGUUGUUAUUUUUUUGCGAUCUGACCGAAAAUGGACACGAAUGUACAGAAAAGGAGGGAAAAUAAAAAAUCGUUGCGGAUUAAAGUUAUCAGCCUCGGGAAUGCAGAGGUUGGGAAGAGUUGCAUCAUUAAGCGAUACUGCGAGAAACGAUUUGUACCCAAAUAUCUGGCAACAAUUGGGAUCGAUUACGGUGUGACGAAGGUUCAAGUACGUGACAGGGAAAUUAAAGUAAACAUUUUUGAUAUGGCAGGACAUCCCUUCUUUUAUGAGGUCCGCAACGAAUUCUAUAAGGACUCGCAGGGGGUGAUUCUGGUGUAUGAUGUAGGACUGAGGGAGAGCUUCGACGCCCUAGACAGCUGGCUCACAGAGAUGAAGCAAGAGAUGGGCUCACAAGCCAAUAUGGAGAGCAUUAUUUUUGUCGUGUGUGCCAACAAGGUCGACUUGACUAAAAGGCGAGUGGUAGACGAGAGCGAAGGCAGGUUGUGGGCAGAGAGUCGAGGUUUUCAGUAUUUCGAGACGUCCGCUCAGAGUGGCGAAGGCAUCAGUGAAAUGUUUCAGGCCUUUUUUAGCUCCAUUACUGAUAUGUGUGAAAAUGGAGGGAAGAGACCAAACCCAGAGGUCAGUAUCGGUUUCACCAAAGAGCAAGCCGACACUAUACGACGUAUCCGCAACAGUAAGGACAGUUGGGACAUGCUGGGAGUAAAGCCUGGGGCAACAAGAGAGGAAGUCAACAAGGCGUACAGGAAGCUUGCUGUGCUGCUGCACCCGGAUAAAUGCGUGGCCCCGGGCAGCGAGGACGCCUUUAAAGCAGUGGUCAAUGCCCGAACGUCCCUGCUGAAAAAUAUCAAGUAAAACCCCACAGAAAUACCAACAAUCCUGGUAUAAAGAAAGCGUUUACAAAAAGAAACCGUGUGGAAAUGAUGUCAUACAUUUCUGUUUUCCUCUGCGUACCACCUGAACCGUGUUUAGUGAAGUGCUUGAGUUGAAUCUUUUGUGUGUUUGUGUGUUAUUCGGCUCAUACGAUACGAUAUCUUCAUACUUGUAUACUUAUGUACUCAUAACCUCAUCUCUGGUUCGUUUAGCUAUUUAAUUUAUUUAAAUGCGUCAGGUGGCUCCUUAACCAAGAAGGUUUAAAGUACCACAGUUUUGCAUUUCUUGUACGGAUUGAUGUCUUUGUUUGUUUUUUUUUUCAGUAUGACUGAACUCAGUAUGAUUCAGCAUUACUUUGCUGCUAUUUUUUUUUUUUUGUUAUACUAUAAACUUGAGUAAUAAAGAUACUUGAGGCUCAAGACGGAAGAAUUUCAUGGUGUACUCAAACAAGAAUGCUUCUCUCUCUCUCUCUCUCUCUCUCUCUCUCUCUCUCUCU